AUGGUCGGGCGGCAGGCAAUUGCCCAGGGUAGUACUGUGGAAUUUGCUGAAGCUCUCUUUCGAUAUACUGCUCCAGAAGAGAUUAAAUUUGUUGUUGCAGCUAAGGAGCAUGUGGUUGGAAGGUACAACACUGGCCCAAAGCUAGGGGAAAUGAUCUUGAUGUUCAUGAUAUGUUGGGCAUUUUCUAUCUAUUUGGAAGCUGUUGCUAUUCUCCCACAGUUGGUUCUGCUGCAGCGAAGGGGAAAUAUUGACAAUUUGACCGGUCAAUAUGUUUUCUUUCGUGGGGCAUACCGUGCAUUGUAUAUUCUCAACUGGAUUUGUCGGUAUCUCACACAGCCCCAUUUCAAUGAAUGGAUAUCCUGUUUCUCUGGCUUAAUACAAACAACUCUUUAUGCUGAUUUCUUCUACUAUUACUUCAUAAGGUACACAACCUCCAUUACCAUUCUUUCUGUUCUGUCUUUUACUUUAAGCAUAAUCAUAAUAACACAUGCUUCAUGAGGAAGGGCAUUUACGUGUUUACUCUUCGCCUGGGUGGCAGUGGGAAAAAAUUUGCAAUU
Molecule: messenger RNA, 557 nt
Organism: Lactuca sativa (garden lettuce)
Lineage: Eukaryota; Viridiplantae; Streptophyta; Magnoliopsida; Asterales; Asteraceae
Source: RefSeq, a predicted model, not a curated record